CCCUGCCUCUCCCUCUCUCUCUCACUUUCUCUCACACACACACACUUAAACAACGAAUAUAUUUAAGUCUGUGAUGGAAACAUUUACGGAUCAGAUUGCUUCUCCACAUCUCCCCCAUCUCCAUGGUCACUGAUCAUCAGAUCCUCGGAAAUGUGUACCCAGCGCAGGUAGGCUACCUGGAACCGCAGAUCAAGUCUCACCAUGACGAUGGGCAAAAACUAUUUGAAUAAAUUGUGGAAUCAUCGGAUUAAUCAAGAUAUAUAAAAUCAGACCAGUGCAGGAUUCCAGAGUCUUACACAGUGACCAAACAGUCAGGAGUUCUCUUCUAGUGGGCACAUCAUCACACAGCUGACAAUCUGUGAAACUGUUCAUCAGAUUCGGAACUCAUAAGGAACGUGAAUGACCACUCAGGACAUUACACCACAUUGAGAGCUCUGGAUGGACCAACCAUCAACGUCCUCUGGCCUUGGGGGCCAGCUGUGUGUAGGUUCUCUGUGUGGGUACCCAGUUUGCUUUAGCACAUUAGGGCUUGUUAAGCGUGUUGUGUGUGUGUGUGUGUGUGUGUGGUAGUUUGGUGUGUGUAAUGUAUGUGUAGUGAGUGAUCUGAGUGGUGUUAAUAAGCAGGCUCAGACAGGCAGUGUAUGUUAGUGCAGUGGUUCGUGUAUCUGUGCCGGGCCAGCUGCACUCAUGGCUCGUAAACGGGAUGGUGGCUGCUGCCCCCUGCCCCUCAAUGAGGACAAUGCCCGCUUCUGCCUGCUGGCAGGGCUCAUCUUGCUCUAUCUGCUGUGUGGGGCAGCUGUGUUCUCCGCCCUAGAGCGUCCCUCUGAGCUCCGCGCCCGCCUCCUCUGGGACCAGCAGCUGGCCAACUUUACCCUGAGCCACCGGGUGAGCCUGGGAGCCCUGCACGCGCUGCUGCGUCAGUAUGAAGAGGCCAACGGGGCCGGGAUCAGAGUGGAUGCUCUUAGGCCCCGCUGGGACUUCUCUGGAGCCUUCUACUUUGUCGGCACGGUGGUGUCCACCAUCGGCUUUGGUAUGAACACCCCAGCUACCAUCCCUGGUAAGAUAUUCCUGAUCUUCUACGGCCUCAUCGGCUGUGCCGCCACCAUCCUCUUCUUCAACCUCUUCCUGGAGAGGAUCAUCACCAUGCUGGCCUACAUCAUGCGUUGGUGCCACGAGCGGAGGAUGAGGCGCUCGGGGUUGGGGGCUGUGUCAGGGGCCGAGGAGCCCCGCAGUGAGGAGGACAGUCUGGAGGGCUGGAAGCCCUCUGUCUAUUACGUGAUGCUGAUCCUGGGGGUGGCGUCUGUGCUGAUCGCCUGCAGCGCCUCCUCUCUGUACUGCUCCAUGGAGGACUGGAGCUACAUGGACUCCCUGUACUUCUGCUUCGUGGCCUUCAGCACCAUCGGCUUUGGGGACCUGGUGAGCAGCCAAAGGGAGCACUAUGAGGCCCAGGAAGCCUAUCGCCUGGGCAACUGCCUCUUCAUCCUCAUGGGCGUGUGCUGCAUCUACUCGCUCUUCAACGUCAUCUCCAUCAUCAUCAAACAGACUCUCAACUGGAUCCUGGCCCGGCUGGCUUGUCCAGGCCGACGCUGUCCCUGCUCGUGCCCUAAGAGAGGCCUCCGCAGGCGGGUCUGCUGCCCCUGCCUCCAUAAAAAACACUCUGGCUUGAGGCCUCCACCUGCACGACUCCGACAGCAGCACUUCAAACGCAACGCCGUGCAGCCCACCCCGUCCCAAGUCCCCACAGGGCGACAUCGCUACAUGGACGCCUCGGUGGAGACAGUGUGCGAUAGCGAGACGGAUGCCGGAGCGGGGGUGGACGGGGUCGCUGGGGGCCGGCGUCUCUCUGGGGAGAUGAUUUCGGUGAAUGACUUCACAGCGUCCAAUAAGGUGUCUUUGGCGCUGCUGCAGAAGCAGCUGUGUGAGACGGCCCAGCAGGGCCCCAGGCAGAGCCAUGUUCCUCGCCACAAUGGCUUCUCUGGGGGGGUGGGUGCAUUUGCCAUUAUGAACAACCGCCUGCAGGAGACCAGUGUGGACAGGUAGUCCCACCUGACCCCAACCAAACCUAUUCACACCAACUCAGAAAUAGAGCACUGUUUGUGUGGGUUAUUGAAAUAUGACUGCAGCUUGACUGGAUGCUGGAUCUUCCCCUGUUAUGUCUAAAAAAACUAGCAACGUUUCAUCCUCAGAAUGAGCAUUGUUUGUCGAUCAAACAGUAGUGAAACAGAACAGUUGGAUGCCACGGCUGGCCAUACAUAUUUGCAAAUUUGUUUUCAACGUAAAUCAUAUUGAGGUCAGCGAGAUUUCUAGUUGUAGACAUGAUUAUAGCCCACAGCAUAUCUCUGUUCUGUCUGACAGCUUCUCAGAAUGCCAGACAUUCAUGACAAUCACUGAUCUCCUAUUGAGACAGAAUGAUCCCGUUUGGUUCUGUGGGGGAGAUGCGGUGGACAGACACCUUCCAUUUCAACAGCAUAUGUCUGGAGAGGGUUUGAGAGGCUCAAGUGAUUGGCAGGAAUGCAAUGCUGAACGCAAUCAGGCUUUGUGUGGAGUAUGGAGAUGUGGAGGGGGUCUGGAGGAGACCCACUGAUUUAUGAGAGCCUUUCAGAUGUGUCCUGAGCUCCUCCACAACACAAUGGAUUUGCGUGGGGUGGCAUCAGUGAACAUAGAAAUGUACCCAUAUUCUGUAUUUGUAUCCUGUCACCUAAUGUCUAGGGCUCUGCUAGAGAACCCGUUGAAUAUGUAUCAUGGUUCAAUUGUGUUGCGUUAAUUAGAUAGAAAGCCCUCAGACACACAGUAUGAGAGCUGUAAAAGGAAGAUACAACCUCUUCAUCUUCUGAAGGCUGAGAUGGAGGUCACAUUAAAAUGCAAUGCAAUCAUCAAGAUAACUCUGACAAAUAGGAUAUUGAAAUAAGGCACAUUUAAUCAAAUAUAGCAUUUGGAAAGGUAUUUAUGUCAAUAAAUGGUGUGAGAGUGUGACUAUCUCAUCCAAUUUUUAUGGAUUGCCAAUUUUCUGUGUUCAUUUUAACAGUACCUAACUGAUCAGGGCCCCUCACGCGUAUGCAGGUAUUUCCCACAAGAGUCACCUUGAUCAUGCAUACUUAUCUCUUUACAACAUGAACAUCAUGUACCAUAUUAUCCUCACCAAGGUGUUUAAUAGCACAUCUUUAAACAGGGAAGUUCAAAAAGAAGAAGGCUGAACACUUUUUUAUUUAGAGACAACUCCUCCUGGUGGACAUACAUGAAAUGAAGUCUCUUCGUUGUCUGUGAUUCACCAUCCGGCAGUAAUCAUUUAAAACACAGUAAAACCUUUAAUGGUCUGGCAUAUCAAAAUAUUUGUCAUUAUAAAUAUGUAGUUGAAAGCUACUUGAUGGAGAUGUAAGUGGAUGCUGUGGUGCUCUCUAGUAAAAUCUCUGCAAGUUCUUAUUCAGUCAAAUCAUCUUU
Oncorhynchus gorbuscha (pink salmon) is the source of this 3438-nucleotide messenger RNA. RefSeq names its product potassium channel subfamily K member 13-like. Gene Ontology annotation, cellular component: membrane. The record is from RefSeq and is a predicted model, not a curated record. NCBI's taxonomy places the organism in Eukaryota, Metazoa, Chordata, Actinopteri, Salmoniformes, Salmonidae. Gene Ontology annotation, molecular function: potassium ion leak channel activity. Gene Ontology annotation, biological process: potassium ion transmembrane transport; stabilization of membrane potential. The transcript has 3 exons. Bases 688 to 2040 code for a protein of 450 amino acids.